AUGAUCCCCAGAGCUAUGCACAGGCUGAGCAGGCUCUCUGCUCUCCAGCAGUGCCGCCACAAGUCCAGUCCUCCAGGUCCUUCUCAUGACUUGGUGUACCUCAAUCCUCAUAAAUGGGAAGGUCUUCCAGCAGACCGUAUCUUUGAGUUGCACAGGCUUCGGAAGACGCAGCUUGGCGACAAGUAUGUGCCUAAUGAUAAGGAAAGACAGGCUGUGUUGCUGACGAUUUCCAAGUUGUCAGGGAAAAUAAGGCCUAAGUUGGAGUAUGUGUACGAGUUGGACAACUUCAAGGAGCAUGUGUUGAAUAACGUGGUGAAGCCUCCAGUGCCUAGGAUGGCCAACAUUGAAGUUCGUCCAAGCGGUGAAACGCCCCAUGUGGACCGUGCCCAUGAACAGCUUUACAGAAUCAGUGCCCAUGAGCUCCCGCUUUUGGCCAAGUACCGCCAGGAGUACCAGCCUCCAAAGGACUCUCCCAUCCAGUUGAAGUUUUUCACAGACUUGUCUGACGAUAUGCUGUCUGCUGAGAACAGAAAGGUGGCCAUAAACGUGGCUCUUGAAGAGUUGAACCUCAAUGAAAAGCAGGCUAACAAGUUUAAGCUUUUGGCCGGCAACAAGUUUAACCAUAAGAACGGUGUUUUCCACAUGAAGACAGCUCGUUUCAGCGUGGCUACCCAGAACGCCAGAUGGCUCGUGGAAACGUUCAACAAACUCUUGGCUGCAAGCAAGGACUUGUCUGACCUGUUUGAAGACGUUCCUGUCAACACUAGACACUCACGCCCUAGAAAGGCUGUGCCCGAGUUCCCUGAGGAGUGGAAGAGACCCCAGGACGCUCCAAUCAAGAAGUACCUGAUCCUGGAGAAGAUCGUCGACAUGGUGAUCGAGAAGAAGGACCAGGACUACAUCAAGCAAAUCACCCCAUAA
Messenger RNA from Candidozyma haemuli, 921 nucleotides. Its product is annotated as mitochondrial 37S ribosomal protein mS35. Bases 1 to 921 code for a protein of 306 amino acids. The record is from RefSeq and is a predicted model, not a curated record. Gene Ontology annotation, biological process: mitochondrial translation. Gene Ontology annotation, molecular function: structural constituent of ribosome. Lineage: Eukaryota; Fungi; Ascomycota; Pichiomycetes; Serinales; Metschnikowiaceae. The transcript has a single exon. Gene Ontology annotation, cellular component: mitochondrial small ribosomal subunit.